CGCCUGUCUACAGGUAGCGGCAGCGGCUGGGACCGAGCUGGGGACGUCUCUGCAGCCACCUCCCGCCUCUGGCUUUUUUUGGUCUUUUCUUUCUUCUUCUUUUUACUUACUUAUUUUGGAGACGACUGCACACUUAGCUGAUGUAUCUGUAUCCUCGGAAGAUCUCCGCAUCCUCUCCAUCGCCACGCGUUUUAGGGCAGCUUCCAGUUUCAAGUGUAUGGUGUUCGGAGAGAGAGAGGAGACUAUUUUAUUUAAAAAAGAAAAAAAUUCCUCUUCUCUUUCUCAAUCUUCCGGGAAAUUCUGCAUCCUGAAGCAGGUGGCUCCGGGUACGAAAUCUCUGGAUACCUUUGGCUUGCCAAGUUUUUUCUUUUUUUUUUUUUUUUUUUUCUUUUUUCCUCUCCGGCCCCCUCCAGCUUCCAAGGGGGCAUCUGUGGGGCUAUUCUUUUGUCUUUCUUUCUCUUCUUUUUAUUUCCUUUGGGAUUUAUAUGCAGAAAACGUAUGUUUGUACACCGACGGCAGAAUAGAUAAUUACACACACGCGUGACCAGGCGCUAGGCUGUUCGUCUCUCUGCCGGACUAAGCGGAAUGUUUUGGAGUCCAUGGAUCAGGAGAACAGUAUUAACAUUCUUUUGAGCCGGUUUUUGAGAAAGGGGAGGGAGCUUGAAGAAUUUUUUAGCCUCUGGCCAUCCUGUGGCUGGCUGCACACGAGGCAUCGCGAAGUAUUUAUGAUCGCAGAACAGGUGCAAACGGGGCUUAGAAGAAGGAUAUAGAUCUGCAGUUAACUGGAUUUGAUUUAUAAGAAGGCAACCCACAGUCAAUGGCCACUCUUGCAACAUAGCAACUAUGGAAAACAGAGUGGUCAAUAGGAUAUGGUCUGAUAAGUAAUUAUGAUUGAGGAUGCUACUUCAAUGCAUGUGAAAUCAAUGGGAGAUACUGGCUGCAGGAAGAGUUUUCUAAGCUUCUCACCACCAGCUCAUCUUUAAGAAACCAGAGGUGUGCUCUCCCAUUAUACGGCUUUCCUCAAGUGGAUACAAAUAUCUUUGCCUGACUGUAACCAGACAACUGGACAACUAAUGUGGAAUCAUGGCGCUGCCCAGAUGCACAGGGCCAAAUUAUGUUUGGAGAGCAAUGAGGGACUGUGUGGUCCACAGGGGCUUGGCUGCCCCAUUGACUCUCUGUGUGCUGGGUUGUUUGCUUCAGACAGCACAUGUGCUUUCACAAAAAUUGGAUGAUUCAGACCCAUUGGUGACGACCAACUUUGGCAAGGUCAGGGGGAUUAAGAAAGAACUCAACAAUGAAAUCUUGGGACCCGUCAUUCAGUUUCUUGGAGUUCCAUAUGCAGCUCCACCAACAGGGGAACAUCGUUUUCAGCCUCCAGAGCCACCUUCUCCCUGGUCAGACAUCAGGAAUGCCACUCAGUUUGCUCCUGUGUGUCCCCAGAAUAUUAUCGAUGGCAGAUUGCCAGAAGUCAUGCUUCCUGUGUGGUUUACUAACAACUUGGAUGUGGUUUCAUCAUAUGUACAGGACCAGAGUGAAGACUGCUUAUAUUUAAACAUCUAUGUUCCAACUGAGGAUGGUCCCCUUACAAAGAAACAGACAGAUGAUUUAGGUGAUAAUGACGGUGCUGAAGAUGAAGAUAUUCGGGACAGCGGGGGUCCCAAGCCUGUGAUGGUGUAUAUCCAUGGAGGUUCAUAUAUGGAAGGUACUGGAAAUUUAUAUGAUGGGAGUGUCUUGGCAAGUUAUGGCAAUGUGAUCGUCAUCACAGUCAACUAUCGGCUUGGGGUACUUGGUUUCUUGAGCACAGGUGAUCAGGCUGCAAAGGGAAACUAUGGACUCCUUGAUCUCAUACAAGCCUUGCGAUGGACUAGUGAGAACAUUGGAUUCUUUGGCGGUGACCCCUUAAGAAUUACUGUUUUUGGAUCUGGUGCUGGUGGUUCAUGUGUCAAUCUGCUGACUUUAUCCCAUUAUUCUGAAGGUAACCGUUGGAGCAAUUCAACCAAAGGACUUUUUCAACGAGCUAUAGCUCAAAGCGGAACAGCUCUUUCCAGCUGGGCUGUUAGUUUUCAACCCGCAAAAUAUGCUAGAAUGUUGGCCACCAAAGUCGGUUGCAAUGUUUCAGAUACAGUAGAGUUAGUGGAAUGUCUCCAGAAGAAGCCUUACAAAGAACUUGUUGAUCAAGAUAUUCAACCAGCACGAUACCAUAUAGCCUUUGGACCAGUGAUUGAUGGUGAUGUCAUACCAGAUGACCCUCAGAUAUUGAUGGAGCAAGGAGAGUUUCUCAAUUAUGAUAUAAUGUUGGGAGUCAAUCAGGGGGAAGGGUUAAAAUUUGUGGAGAAUAUAGUAGAUAGUGAUGAUGGUAUUUCUGCUAGUGAUUUCGACUUUGCUGUUUCCAAUUUUGUUGAUAAUUUAUAUGGAUACCCUGAAGGCAAAGAUGUUUUGAGAGAAACCAUCAAAUUCAUGUAUACUGACUGGGCUGACCGUCAUAACCCUGAAACGAGAAGGAAGACAUUAUUGGCUUUGUUUACAGACCAUCAGUGGGUGGCACCAGCGGUGGCUACAGCAGAUCUUCACUCUAACUUUGGUUCACCUACAUAUUUCUAUGCCUUUUACCAUCAUUGCCAAACAGAUCAGGUUCCAGCUUGGGCUGAUGCAGCUCAUGGGGAUGAGGUUCCCUAUGUGCUAGGAAUCCCCAUGAUUGGACCUACGGAGUUAUUUCCUUGUAAUUUCUCCAAAAACGAUGUGAUGCUCAGUGCAGUCGUAAUGACAUAUUGGACAAAUUUUGCUAAAACUGGUGAUCCAAAUCAACCAGUUCCUCAAGACACAAAAUUUAUACAUACCAAACCCAACCGCUUUGAAGAAGUAGCAUGGACCAGAUAUUCCCAGAAAGACCAACUUUAUCUCCACAUUGGGUUAAAACCAAGAGUUAAAGAACAUUACAGAGCCAAUAAAGUGAACCUCUGGUUGGAGUUGGUGCCUCAUCUUCAUAAUCUCAACGACAUUUCUCAGUAUACCUCUACAACAACUAAAGUCCCAUCAACUGACAUCACUUUCAGACCCACGAGAAAGAAUUCUGUACCAGUCACGUCAGCCUUUCCCACUGCCAAGCAGGAUGAUCCCAAACAACAACCGAGUCCAUUUUCAGUGGAUCAAAGGGACUACUCAACAGAGCUGAGUGUCACUAUUGCAGUUGGAGCAUCUCUGCUGUUUCUGAACAUCUUGGCCUUUGCAGCCCUGUACUACAAAAAAGAUAAGAGGAGACAUGAUGUUCAUAGGAGAUGCAGCCCUCAGCGUACUACAACCAACGAUCUGACCCAUGCACAAGAAGAGGAGAUUAUGUCCCUUCAAAUGAAGCACACUGAUUUGGAUCAUGAAUGUGAGUCCAUCCAUCCACAUGAGGUGGUUCUUCGGACCGCCUGCCCCCCAGAUUACACACUAGCUAUGAGGAGGUCACCUGAUGAUGUUCCCUUAAUGACACCCAACACCAUUACAAUGAUUCCCAACACUAUACCAGGGAUUCAGCCCUUACACACAUUCAACACAUUUACUGGAGGACAGAACAAUACUCUGCCCCACCCCCACCCCCACCCCCAUUCACAUUCAACAACCAGGGUAUAGCCAGAUAAGAGAAACAAACUCUAUUUUUUUUUUUUAAUGGAUUGCAGUAAAAGACUGCUGAAGAUUCCUUGGAUUUCAACCUACAAGACUCUUAACUAUUUAAAUAAGGAGGAUUAUUAUGUGAAUAUACAUAUCAAGAACUUUGGGGGUUUUGAAAAAAAUGAAUUGUACAUAUAUACACAAAUCAACUUUAAAAAUGAAUUUCAAUUGCUUGAAGCAAUUGCUCUGAAUGAUACUUUUUCAUUCAUGUCAAGAAUUAAUUUUUUGAAGAUUUAUGUUACAUAAUGGAAUUAGGCAUGUGGAACACCAAACAGGAAAGAACUAUGUCUGAAAUAUUUUUAAAAAAUCAGAAUAUAAAAACAACCAUGAAUAUGCACAAUGGACACACAAAUGGAAUGUCAGAUAAUUUCCACCAGUUUUUAUUUGGAACUGUUUUAUUGUGUAGACCAUAUUUACAUAUUUGGAUAAGUACACAAAGCACCAAUGCUGUUAAUGGCCUUAGCAGAGGCUCUUGCUGAAAUUUGCCAGUAAAACAGAGAAGUUUAAAGACUGGCAGGUAAAACAUUAUCACAUAAGUGCUGUCAGUAUAAAGUUGUGGGGAUAAAGGAAACUGGAUAUUUUUAGCACGAUGUGCAUGAUAAUUUAUAUGCUUGGUGGCUGUGCUGCUGAUUAAGACGUAAUUAAAAUUCUUCUCAUCCCAUUGGAGUUUUUAAUAGAAGCUUCCUCCAUCAAUUGGCAGAACCUAAAGAAGAUUUUAAGGGGCAAAAGUAAUUACAAUAAAAUAAUUCACAGUAGUUUUGAUAAUAGAAGGAAUUAGUUAUUAAAGGUAUUUGAAGAAGCUAUAGGUAUAGUGGUGAAUACUUACUGAAUUCCAGGAAAAAAAUUAUUGUGUUUUUAAUGUUAUUUUCAUUCCCAUCUAAAUAAUUUAUGGAAAUAUAACCUUAAUUGGGCAUGUGUUACAGGAUCUAUAAUUUUCUGUAUUUUGUUUCUCUAGGUAAGGUGAAGUGUGUCCAAAGGGUUAUUUGCAACAGUCUUUCAUCAUAUGAGGGUGCCCCAAAUUACCACUCGGAUUACAGUUCUCAGUUAAUUGAUUUAUUCAUGUUGCAUGACAAAAUGUUUACUAAUAACAAUUCAAUAUGAAGUUAUGUCCCCUUCAUAUCACUUAUCUUCUCACUGAGUUUCAUCCAUUGGAAUUUCUCACGCAAUCUCAGUAGAGUGCAACAUAGGUACAGAACCUAGAAGGAGAGUCAACACCUGGAGGAUUUUAGUCUUACUCAUUAUGUGUGAUUUUAAAUGAAUAUUCUAAGACCACAGGAAACUCUUCAUCCCCCUGUUGUUUACCAGUAACAGUAUAUCACAGACCUUUCCAAAUGUUUGUAUAUGUAAUCAGAUGUACAUUUAUAUUAAAACAAUUGAGAUGGACUUAAAGAGCACACCCUGAUAAAUCCUUUCUCUCUUACCUGUACUAUAUUUCUAUUAGACUAAAGUUAUGUGAUUUUUUUUUUACAUUUUUUCAGAUGACUAGCAAUUUUGAUAGUUUGUAAGAUAAUGCAAAGAACUUUCUCUGACAAACUAACUGCAGUAACAGAAACCUUUCUUUUCAGUUACUCUUUUUCAAGAAUGAAAGCUUAUUAUACAAAAAAAAAAAUUGUAUACUACUUGAUGGAAACAACUUUGUACAUCCUGGCCAUGUUACUGGCCAUUGCGUGAAAUAAAGAUAAUCUGGAUAAUGACUAUUAGUCCAAUGCUAAGAGACAUGAUCUUUGCUCAUUAAAGAGCUAAAAUGUUUGUUGAUGUUUUGUCUUUUCUUAAAAAAAAAAACUAAAACAAAAAGAAACAUGACUGUCUCAGUCAUUUUUCAAGACUAAGCAGGUGUUUGAAGACACAUAGGUAACUUCUGCAGAAAACACAGUGUGUAUUUAAAAGCAAGCCUCAUCUAAGGUGAAACUGAAAUUCAGGAAUUCGUGGAAACUGUUCAUUUUGUAUUUUUAAGUAUCUUGUAUGUGAAAGUAUUGUAGGAAUAAAGUGUGCCAAUUGUUCUUUAAUUAGAAAUAUAGAUUCCAAUUCUGAUAAUCAAGGACAGGCUUUACUGGAAAUAAAUGUGCAAUAUUUCAUGGAGCAAAUAUUGCUAGGAUAAUAAUGUAAGGGUGAUUAAACUAUCAGAAAAUAAAGGAUAGAAAGUUAUCCUUCUAAGAGAAUUUUGAAGUGCAGAGCUAGGCAUUAGGAUGACACUAAAAGAUAAAAAUCUAUUUCAAGUAAUUUCUUUACUUAUAAUUCUCCCUUCCAAUUAUUAACUAUCAAUAAGAUACAGGUUUUAUCCCAUAAUAUCAAAUAAAAAUCACAUUAGAGACAUAAAGUCGUCAAAGUCAGAGUGGUCUGCAUUGAGUUUUUGCCUAGUGUGAUUAUGUUUUUAGACUGUGGACUGCCAAUAUAAACCAAUUAAAAUAACUGCUUAGCAUCUAACAUGUUAUUGAAUCAGAGAACUAUCAUGACUUAUACUGACUACACAAAAGAAGAGAAAAAGUCAAAAUAACAACAGAAUAAGACAAAAAUCAAAGCUUUCAAACCUUUCAUGUGGCAGAAUCAAAUAUUAUAUUAUAUUUUAUUGAUGGUCAUAUUUAUAUACCUACUUAUCUGUUGGUCUCAAUUUAUCAAUCAAUAUAUCUGUACCAUAACUGACAUCUAUUUUAUAUUAAAAUUUAGGGAAAUGAUUUAGUAAAACAAAACAUAGUUUAUUCUUUUUUUCUAAAUUAAUGUAGCAUCAGUUUUGUGGAAGAUAAAGCAGUUCUAGGUUUUAUUACUGGUCAACAGCUUUUACUAAGUCAUGACAAAGUCAAUAUGUGAGUGUUGCUAGUUUUAUAACUAUAGCAGCUAGUUAUCUGAGUGUAAAAUGAUGAUUCAUCAUAGGGAGAAAUUAAGAACUGUUUUUAAAGCUGAAACAUCAUUUUUAACUGCAAGAAAUAUUUUAGUAUUGUUUUUUGUAUUUUAAACAAUGUUUCAAUGUAUUUAUUUAAAUGAUGGCCUUCAUCAGAAAAGAAAUUAAAUCACGAGAUUGAAAGGAUAUUUUCAGCAUUACUAAUUAAUUCAGAUUUCCCUGCUUUGGAUUAAAUUUCGAAUAGUCAAGUCUUCUUAGAAUUUAUACAAAUAUUAAAACAAAAUGGGCACUAUUUUAUUGAUUUGUGAUUAUAUAAAGUUAUCGUCAAAUGUUUGUCAACAGAUUAAUGUUUCCAAAUAAGAGAUUGGAAGUAUAAAAGUGGCAUAGUUCAUGGCUUUAAAUUUCUUUUGUGUAUGAGCAAAAUUUAAUUGACAACUAUCAACAUGAGAUUCAUUAUUAACAUUAGGAAAAUGUGGUCUGAUUGCAGAAACAUUAAAAAAUACCACUUGCAUUUGGAGAGUUCGUGCUAGUAGUUCAAAGCAGAAAAUCUGAUUAAAGUAUGGAUUAUUUCAUUCCUCAUUUCAUACUUAAAAGUUGGCCAAAUUGAUAGCAUUAUGCUUAGAAUUUUUAACUUGUACAGCACGAAACCACUUACAUUUUUUAAAAUAAUCAAUUAUCUUUAUCAGCACUGAGAAAAAUAGGAUAACACAUAAAGGAAAUGCAAAAAUGCCAUUGCUGUAUGUAUAGCCUGUUCUUAGUAGUUAUUUCAUUUGCUAACAUACUUACACUGAUACAUAUAUUAGCAUCAUGAAAGGAUACCAAGAAUGCGGUCAGUAUGUUCCAGCUUUAAAUACAAUGCUAUAUAGAAAUUAUAAAGAUUCUCUUUUUGUCUGGUUAGGGUUUUGAUGAGUUUCACUGAAAUAGUUUCAUAGGAAAUGAUGAAUGAAAUUCUUAGGAAGUUUUCAAAUAUCAUGGCGGUCCUUUGAUUUUUGUUUUCUUCUGUUAUUGGUUCAAAGUACUUGCCUUUUCUUUCAUUUUUAGCAAUUAGUUGUUAGAAACUAUCACUUCUUAAUGUGAGUGAAAAUUAGAAAAUUUGGUUAUACUUGUGAAAACAUGCUCCCAAAUAAAUUUAAUUAAUGGGCACUUC
Molecule: messenger RNA, 7637 nt
Organism: Erinaceus europaeus (western European hedgehog)
Lineage: Eukaryota; Metazoa; Chordata; Mammalia; Eulipotyphla; Erinaceidae
Gene: NLGN1
Product: neuroligin 1
Exons: 7
Coding region: 1084-3615 (843 amino acids)
Biological process (GO): synaptic vesicle endocytosis; presynaptic membrane assembly; modulation of chemical synaptic transmission
Cellular component (GO): cell surface; synapse; postsynaptic specialization membrane
Molecular function (GO): signaling receptor activity; neurexin family protein binding
Source: RefSeq, a predicted model, not a curated record